GGCGGUGUCGGGAUCUCACCAUCCGAGUUCCAAUCUCGUGGCGAGGCGAGAGAAAACGAAGCUCGGGGCAGCGAUCCAGAUCAAUAAUGGAUUGUUUCAUUCUGAUCUCUCAGAGUUCAUGAAUUUUUAAUUUCCCCUGUUUCAUGUUGUAGAUCUUCUGUUAUCCGCGAAUGCUCUGGUUGUCUUUUUUUUUUUGUUUCUGUUGCUUCCUUGGCAUUUCCUUGGCUUUUUUUUUUUUUUCCUUUUUCUUUUCUUUGAUCUCUCUUGGUUUCGGUAUCUUUGCUGAGCAUAUUCGGAAGCAGCAGAUCUGAAAGAAUCUGAAAGUUCAUUCUUCAAAUAUUAGCUAUGUUUGCUUAUGAUGAUACACUGCCGUUAAAUCUUGAAUCAAAGUUGGAAAAAAGUUAUCGCCUGUUUAAAGAAACGAGUUUCGUUAUGUUCCAUGAGCACAGGCCGCUUAAGAACUAAGAUCCAUUUUGUAAUUCUAAUUAGUCGACAAGGGAAGGUGAGAUUGACGAAAUGGUAUUCUCCAUACCAACAGAAAGAACGAGCCACGGCUAUCCGGGAGCUUAGCAGCCUUAUUCUUACACGAGGACCAAAACUUUGCAAUUUUGUCGAGUGGAAGGGAUACAAAGCUGUGUAUCGAAGGUAUGCUAGCCUAUACUUCUGUAUGUGUGUCGAUCAAGAUGACAACGAACUUGAAAUCCUUGAGAUAAUUCAUCAUUUUGUCGAGAUAUUAGAUCGUUACUUCGGCAGUGUGUGUGAACUUGAUUUGAUCUUUAAUUUCCACAAGGCAUAUUACAUUUUGGAUGAGAUUUUGAUUGCCGGUGAGCUUCAAGAAUCAAGCAAGAAAAUUGUUGCUCGACUUAUAGCUGCUCAGGUGAGAUCAGCUAUGUUGCUAGAUUGGGGGAAGUGGGCUAUCAAUAGCAAGUAGGUAAGAUGAAUGAGUGAAAUGAGGGUACACAAGCAGAUUCAGGGAUGUAGAGCUUGGAAGACAGCCUGAAGGUGAGCAAUAAGGAGUUGGGUGAGUGGGCAAUCUAAUCCCCUCGUGGGGACGAAGCAUAUCCAAAGGGUAUCAUGUUUGUAUUGCCUGUUCUCCUAUCUUUCUGUCUCGCCUCACCUUCUUUCUCUGUUAGUCUAGAAUGCAGUAGAAGCAACAUGACCAUUAAUCAUACACACGGAAAAGCAGUUCUCUGAUCCAAUGCCCAGACUGUGAUCUCUAUAAUGGCUAAUCUAGUGCUCCAGGAGGAUUGAAUUCCUCUUGAGAGGGAAUGAGAUGUUUUCAUUGAAACAUAUCUCAUUACUGCUUGAUUAUAGUCUAAGCUCGGAAAUCUUCUAUGGAAUCAAGGACUCUAAUCGCUCGUGUUUGUUCCUAACCCUCACUCUUAUUCCUGUUCCAUCCCAUCCUCCCAUCCCUUGUCUUCACCUCCUUAUCUGUUCUGCCUCGGCUUCACCUUGUUUUUUCCUGUUGAGGGGAUGAGGUCACAGGCUGACAAGAAAUAAACAUUUCCACCAAGUUAGCUUGUGUAGAAGUAGGGCGAGCUUGUUCCAUCUUGAAAUGAAUUGUGACAAUUGUUUGGGAUGAGAACACCCUUCUAAUACACAGGUGUUAUGUGCAACCCACUUAUUUGUUUGGGUCUAUGGGCAUCAAGCAUCUCUAGUUUUAACAAAUUCUUUCUUGCUCAUCAUGAAGUAUGGCAAAGUGCGACAGCUGAUUUCAUCCCAGAAUUACUAAUAAUCGCAUUUGUCUGUGUGAGACUAAUACUAUUACAGGCAGACAGACAUCUUUACUUUACACAUCCUGCAUUCAUGCAUGUUCAUCGGAAAAAGGAAAAAAGUUACAUUGAUUGCAGAGGAAUAUAAAUCUGGUUC
Messenger RNA from Zingiber officinale, 1869 nucleotides. Its product is annotated as AP-1 complex subunit sigma-2-like. Gene Ontology annotation, molecular function: clathrin-cargo adaptor activity. Gene Ontology annotation, biological process: vesicle-mediated transport; protein transport. The transcript has 7 exons. The coding region runs from base 440 to 931 and encodes 163 amino acids. Gene Ontology annotation, cellular component: AP-1 adaptor complex; intracellular membrane-bounded organelle. The record is from RefSeq and is a predicted model, not a curated record. NCBI's taxonomy places the organism in Eukaryota, Viridiplantae, Streptophyta, Magnoliopsida, Zingiberales, Zingiberaceae.